Messenger RNA from Daucus carota subsp. sativus, 2705 nucleotides. RefSeq lists its product as uncharacterized. Gene Ontology annotation, biological process: regulation of DNA-templated transcription. Gene Ontology annotation, molecular function: double-stranded DNA binding. The record is from RefSeq and is a predicted model, not a curated record. The transcript is spliced from 2 exons. NCBI's taxonomy places the organism in Eukaryota, Viridiplantae, Streptophyta, Magnoliopsida, Apiales, Apiaceae. Bases 144 to 1310 code for a protein of 388 amino acids.
UCGGGUUGACCCGGCAAAGUCCUAGGUUAGGUGAAGUCUUGCAGUUGCAACUGAAUCACAGUCUUGCUGUUCUUGCGCUCAAAUCCUGUAAGAUUUCAAUUCAUUCAUUCUAUUCUGUCCUUUUAGUUUGUUUCAUAUGCACAAUGUUUGCUUUAUACAACAAACCUAGAAGCAUUAUUUCAUGUCUGAAUAUCAUCAACUCCAAAUUAAGGUUUCUUGAUAAUGUAUCAAGAACCAUUACAAAUGCAUCACCCCAACUUGAAAAACCUGAAAUUGGUUCCAAGAAUCACUCAUUUACUGUGUCUUACGUUAUGAAUAAUCUUGGGUUAUCCCCACAAGGUGCUAUCUCGAACUCGAAGAGGGUAAAGUUUGAAUCUUUAGAUAAACCUGAGUCUGUUGUAGCCCUGUUCAGAGACCAUGGUUUUAGUGAUAUUCAGAUAUCUAAUAUAAUUUCUAAACGCCCGAAAUUUCUAAAUUGGAAUCCUAAUGGGACCCUUUUGCCGAAACUUAAGUUCUUAUGCUCUAUCGGCGCGUCAAGUGAUGAUGUUGCCUCAAACCCUUAUAUUUUGGAACACAGCUUGGAUAAGCGAAUUGUCCCGUUUUAUAACUCUUGCAAGCGUAUGUUUCUUUCCGACAAACAGAUUCUUAAGAUUUUAAGGCAACACUGUUCUUAUAUUUUAGGCAACGCACGAGUGAGUGAUAAUUCUAAUAUUAAAUUACUAAAUGAAGUUGGAGUUGGAAUGAGAUAUAUUGGUCUUAUCAUAUAUAGAAGACCUAGGCUCAUGAACAUACACUAUGACAAAUUUAGGACGGUUGUUUACGAGCUUCUGGAAAUGAAAUUCGAUCCUUCCAAAGGUCAUUUUGUUCGGGCACUCUCUGUAAGAUUAGAUAUGAGUGACCUGACAUGGGCACACAAAAUCGAAGUUUAUAAGAGGUGGGGUUGGACUGAGCAUGAGAUAAUAUCAGCUUUUAGACAGAAUCCACCCUGUAUGGCUUUAUCCGAGGAAAAUAUCAUGAGUGGGAUGGAUUUCCUUGUAAAUGAGAUGGGCUGCCAGUCUAUGACUAUUGCUAAAAGACCAGCCGUUUUAACUUACUCGUUAAAAUCGAGAUUGAUUCCAAGGUGUUCAGUUAUCAAGGUUCUGCAGAUGAAAGGUUUAAUAAGCGAGGAGGAUUUAAGCUUACUUUCACUUCUGAUGAUUACUGAGCAAAGCUUUGUGGAUAGGUUUAUAAUCAAGUAUGAGGAACAGCUUCCUCAACUAUUAAAUGCAUAUCAAAGUAGGCUGGGCAUUCUGGAAUUAGGUGAAAGUUAAGAUUUUUACGUUCGGCAUUUCAGGUUCAUGUUCAUUUACAAAUAGUGUUUACUGGGUAGUUACUAAAACCUCUGCAUCUGUUAGCCAUCCCCGGAAUGGGUUAAGUAUUCCAAUGUGUUUUGCAAAAGCACUGAAAGCCAAAAAGCUCUGUAACUGCCUCCCACAUGAGGUUGGACAAUAAGAAAAUGCUAGGCUAUGAUAAGUUCACUACAAAAAAUUGGGGUUCCUUACAGACACAUUGUGUACCAGUUACUCCAACCUAGUAAAAUUUCGAAGAAGCCGAUGGAUGAAAUUGUUGAAAUCAAUUGCAGUCCACAUAGAAACAUAAAUUUGACAAAGGAUCGGAGUAUCCUGCGGGCUGUGUGUUUGUUGAGAGCAUAGUUUCACCCGAUCUUUAAACAGGAGCUUUGGGGCAGCAACAUUAAGUGACAAACAAGGUCCUGGUUUGAUUUUACUUAUUAUUUCUUAUAUUACUUGAGCUUUCAGUUCUUCUUUACUGUAUGUUAUUCUUACGUAAUAAAAUAAAUUUGGUUUUCCUGCAAGGUGCAAUCAUCUAUGUUCCUUCCUUAGAAGAAAGCCUGGAGUUUUGUACAUGGUUAAUGUUAUUGGUGGUUUGACAAUGUACUCGACAAUCUUAACCCUUCAAGAAAAGGAAAUUGUGUCCUUAUCAUGUGUUAACCAUUAAAACUUUUUACGUAGUUUAUCCUGUUCAAUUUCUUUUAGGUAACUUGCUUGUGCCGAUUUUUUAUUAGAACAUACCAUUGAAUCAAUUUUUGUCAUGCAUUCAAUUUAAUUAAAGAUAUAUAGUUUAUCAUUGGGGAAGCAGCUCAGUUGGUGGAGAAUAAUUGACUUUCACAAGUAAAUAUCUAUUUUUUAAGUCAUCUUUUCUCGCAGAAAAUAGGUUGAUUCCUCGCUUCCCCAGGAUUUUUUUGAACUUUUUCUUAAACUUUAAUGAAUGGCCAAAAAAUCGUCCUCCAAGGUAUAAGGUACUAUAUAUAAAACAAAGGGAAGGAUUUCAUGUUAAAUUUUAGGGCUGUUUUUCACUUUCUUGAAGCUGUCCUCAUUAAGUCCAUUUCGUUUAUUAAAUUUUGAUGCACAUUCUGGUUUGCUGUUUAAUUGUUGUUUUCAAUCUUUAGAAACCUAUCUAGUAUAUAGCUAAUCUACAUAACAUCACAGGGAAGCUUCUUCUUUUGGCUUGUGCUGGCAAAUUCUGUUGAUUCUCUCGUGAUCAGGUCCGUAAAGAAGGCAUUGUCAUUCUCAAGCUUAAUCAGUGCGUAAUUAAACUUGUACUUGAAUUUGUUUUCUUCAGUCACGAAUACUGCUAUACAAAUCUACGGAUAAUACAUUUAAGGUUCUGUUUGACAAAGGUUCAGAGUAUCACCGGGGUUUCGUGUA